CAAAUACCACAGAUGUUCACAGAACUGAACGUGUUAAGUCACACGUUUCCGCUUAUACGAAAACUUAAACAGUUAAUCUAACUUUUCCGUACGAACAAACGGCUUCAAUUUUGUUAAAAUUCAUCAACAGAUAUGGUUAUUAGCAUCUGGCUUUUCAUGUCAUUUUAAAAAAGCGACGAUUAUUAAGGACAAUCUACUUCUGCUUUUAUGAUCAAUAAUUUCCAUUAAUUUUGAUCUAUGAGAAUCACCUAAAAGUUUUCAGAUUACAAUUUUCAAAUAAGACAAAUGCCUAGGAAGAAAAAAGUUAAAUCGGGGAAAAAACGUGGCAAAAGAUUGAAGACUUCUAGGAAAAAGAAGACAGUGUUAGAAGCUAAAAUAGACAAAUUUUGUGCAGAUGAGGAAAAGUACAUUGACUUUUUAAAGCGUUCAAAUUUGUGGAUAAAAUGUCAUGCGGAGCAAUUAAAAAAUCUUCUUCAUUUAACAGCCCACUACUCAGAUUUAAACUUUACAUAUGAUGAUUUUAAAGCUGCUCUGUUAUCAUUGAAGUGUCCAUUUACAAAGUUUGAAAUCGAUGUAAUUACAAGAUUGCUUGAUAAAAAUAAGAAUGGUUUUAUUGACUAUCAGGAUUUAACAUGCAGCUUAACAAAAUUAAGUCUUGAAGAUGGAACUCUAAAAGAAUUAAGUAUUGAAAGAAUAGCAAAAUCAGAUAGAGGGUCGGUUAUUUGCAAGUUUAAUUGUUUAAAUUGUAUAAAUAUCCAUGAAAGUCCAUUGCAUUUUGAGCAGUUGGUUCCAUUGAAUACAUACACUGAAGGUUUGGUUAACAUUAUUCGUCAUAAAACGUUAUUAUGGUUACCGAAGAUUUCAAUAUUUUUAAGUGUGAAUGCCGAGCCUGCAAGUGAGCUACUAUCAGAAUUAAUGCUAAGCGAUUAUGAUAUAAAAAGUGGUGCGAAAUAUGAUGCACCAAAAUUGGAUUUGUUCUACAAACCUACUGGUCAAAUAUUAUCAAAUGGUCAUUAUACUGUCGAAUUAUUAGAUACAGUUGACACUCUACAGUCUGAUCCUGUUUUAUGGUCUAAACUUGUGACAGAAAAUAUCAAAUUUCAAGAAACUUCACCACAUAAUUUUCAACUACUUGCUAAUAUAGAUAGUAGUAUAAAUCCUUUCACAUAAAGUUGCCUUCAGCCUGUAAACAAUCUCUGUAAAUACUAACGGAUGGUAGAUUUAUUUUUAAACAAUUCUGACAGAUGUUUUUAUUUUUUCAAUCUAUCCUUAUCUUACCAGUAUUAUAAUUUACUAGAAAGAAGUUAUUUUAAUAGUUAUAGCUUAGAAGUUCUGUUUUUUUGUGUACCAUUGAACGUUUAGCGAUAUCCUUGGAAAAAAAUUUUCUUUGUUGAUUAAUAAUUAGUUAAAUUUCUUCUUGAUUUAAAUCGAUUGUAAACCCCAAUGAAUCUGACUAUAAGCUUUAAUCUCACAAUUCUUGUUUCACAAUCUAUAGUGAAUGGUAGAUCAACAGUUUCUGACAUAUCAAAUAGUUUGAAAACUUAUCCAGAUUGUACACUAUUAUGGACAGAUCCGAUAGGAUAAACCUGUUGUCUUAAGUGUUUCACAACAAUAAUAUUUUUAAAUAUUAUAAUAUUUGGUUUUCAACAUUUACUUUUUCAAUGUAAUGAAUACUUUUGGGAUGAAUUUCACUGGAUUUCUGGUUAAGCCUUUUUUUAACUAAUGGACUCCAUAAGAGUGAUAAACAGUUUCAAAAAGGGGCUAAAUCUCCGAUUCAAACUACGUUCUAAACAUUCAAGAAUAUAGCUGUAAUAUCGUUGGUGAUAUGGACUAUAGUUUUGUAGUCACGUUGAAGUUCGUUAUGAUAACAGUUAAAGUAUUUAAGCAUUUCAACUCCGUUUAUACAUUAAGUAAGUAGUUAAGUAACCUCUUAAUCAUCAAAUUCUUCCUGAUAAACGGAUCCAUUCAUCAAGAAGUGAACAAGUUAUGAACGUAACAGAAAUUGUUUGUUGUAUUCUGGAUUAGAGCUAUGAAAGAUUAUACUUAACCAAAUAAGAACAUUUAUAAUCAGUGAAUAACCAUUUAAAAAAAAGGAGUUUGUUUCAUUUCUGUAAUAGACUUCAAUCAAUAUUAUUUCAUAAAUUUGUAUGUUCUAAAAAUGGAAUGUUUUACGUAGAUUAUCAUUAAAUAAAUACCUGCUGUGUGUUAUAAGACUAACUGAAGUGAACAAGGUGAAUUCCUAUAUUUCUAUGUCAAAUCUUGAAUUAAACUUACU
Schistosoma haematobium is the source of this 2275-nucleotide messenger RNA. RefSeq lists its product as uncharacterized. The transcript is spliced from 7 exons. The record is from RefSeq and is a predicted model, not a curated record. Gene Ontology annotation, molecular function: calcium ion binding. The coding region runs from base 286 to 1170 and encodes 294 amino acids. NCBI's taxonomy places the organism in Eukaryota, Metazoa, Platyhelminthes, Trematoda, Strigeidida, Schistosomatidae.